Molecule: messenger RNA, 2999 nt
Organism: Sapajus apella (tufted capuchin)
Lineage: Eukaryota; Metazoa; Chordata; Mammalia; Primates; Cebidae
Gene: TPM1
Product: tropomyosin 1
Exons: 9
Coding region: 194-1039 (281 amino acids)
Biological process (GO): actin filament organization; cardiac muscle contraction
Cellular component (GO): actin filament
Molecular function (GO): actin filament binding
Source: RefSeq, a predicted model, not a curated record
GAGGAAGGGGGGCAGGAGAAAAAAGCUUUUCCGAAAAAGUAUUGGCUGUCUUGAGGAAUGCGGUCGCCCCCUUGGGAAAGUACAUAUCUGGGAGCAGCAGGCGGCUCCGCGCUUGCACUCCGGCUCCUCCGCCCGACCGCGCGCUCGCCAGACCGCUCCUGCCGCAGCCCCAGGGCCCCUCGCCGCCGCCACCAUGGACGCCAUCAAGAAGAAGAUGCAGAUGCUGAAGCUCGACAAGGAGAACGCCUUGGAUCGAGCUGAGCAGGCGGAAGCCGACAAGAAGGCGGCGGAAGACAGAAGCAAGCAGCUGGAAGAUGAGCUGGUGUCGCUGCAAAAGAAACUCAAGGGCACCGAAGAUGAACUGGACAAAUACUCUGAGGCUCUCAAAGAUGCCCAGGAGAAGCUGGAGCUGGCAGAGAAAAAGGCCACUGAUGCUGAAGCCGACGUAGCUUCUCUGAACAGACGCAUCCAGCUGGUUGAGGAAGAGUUGGAUCGUGCCCAGGAGCGUCUGGCAACAGCUUUGCAGAAGCUGGAGGAAGCUGAGAAGGCAGCAGAUGAGAGUGAGAGAGGCAUGAAAGUCAUUGAAAGUCGAGCCCAAAAGGAUGAAGAAAAAAUGGAAAUUCAGGAGAUCCAACUGAAAGAGGCCAAGCACAUUGCUGAAGAUGCCGACCGCAAAUAUGAAGAGGUGGCCCGUAAGCUCGUCAUCAUUGAGAGCGACCUGGAACGUGCAGAGGAGCGGGCUGAGCUCUCAGAAGGCAAAUGUGCCGAGCUUGAAGAAGAAUUGAAAACUGUGACGAACAACUUGAAGUCACUGGAGGCUCAGGCUGAGAAGUACUCGCAGAAGGAAGACAAAUAUGAGGAAGAGAUCAAGGUCCUUUCCGACAAGCUGAAGGAGGCUGAGACUCGGGCUGAGUUUGCGGAGAGGUCAGUAACUAAAUUGGAGAAAAGCAUUGAUGACUUAGAAGAUCAACUCUACCAGCAACUUGAGCAAAACCGCCGCCUCACUAAUGAACUAAAGCUGGCCCUGAAUGAGGAUUAAACUUAAGAGUGAAAAAACUUGGGCUGAAUUCUAGGAGUGGAGCCCACGUGCAGAAAAUCUAAGACUGUCCUACCUUCAACUAAUAGAGUUGAAAACCGUUGCUUUCUGCAGAAAUGCAAAUGCAAGGAAUUGGCUGAAAGUCCGGCCUUGCCUGCAUUUUCCUCUAUAUGGCUGGAAUAAUUAUGUUCUCUUUAAUCACAAAACAGCUUUUAUGGUAAAAUACUUAUUCAAUUCAGCACCCCUCUUUGAAAUAGCAGGUCCUCUUGUUUGAACUGAUAAUGAGGACCCCCCCCCAAAUUUUCUAUUUCCCACUGACAGCCGUGAGUCCUGCUUUAAGUAUAUAUAUAUAUGUGUGUGUGUGUGUGUGUGUAUUCCUAUUACAUAUUCAUAUUCCUAACAUAAAUAUCUGGUAUAGCAUCUGAAAUAUGAUUAAAUGUACCUAUGCUUGGGCAAAAUAGCUUUUGAAAACAGGAACUCAUGCCAGAAGCCCCUGGUUGUCUGAAAGGUAGGCUUUAUUCAGUCUAAUGGUGCUGUUGGAGUCUGGGGAGAAUGUCAUGCUAUUAAUAAGUAGAACAUUAUAAAAAUAAUAAAGGAAUGUCCUAAUGAAGUGUGCAUGAAACAUGUUGGUAUUUUUUUUUUUAUGAGCAACAGAAAUACAUCAUUUUAAAAGUUCUCAGAAAACCUAUUUGUCAUCUUUGUUUUUGUGAGUUUGUGUUACUGCACAACUCCCACUUUUAACUGCCUGUACCUCGGAAAUGUCUGCUGUUAGUAACUUCUCCAGUUUGUAUAGCAAUGCUGCAGCUGUAUUUGGUUUUUACCUCUCCCUGUUCCCAUGGCACAGUCAGUGAACCUUCACCAAACCCCAUGUGCAUUUUAUCUUCAUAGUGAAUUGUUGGUGGAGGUGCACCCGACUGCUCUAUGAGAAUCCAUUCCAUGGCUCCUUUGGGUCAAAGACAUCCUCCCCCCGACUUAGAUUCUUGUCUAGAAAUGAGUAAUGUCUUACAAGCAUGCCUAGUUCUAAUCAUCUCAUCCUGUGUUUGUGAUUGAUGUUUGCCUGCCUAAAUGUACAAACCACCAUUGUGUCCAAAGCACAGCUAUUCAUAACUUAAUUUUCUAAUCCCACCACAGAGAAAGUGGCUCAUGCCAAAGAAGAAAACCUUAGUAUGCAUCAGAUGCUGGAUCAGACUUUACUGGAGUUAAACAACAUGUGAAACCUCCUUAGCUGCGACCACAUUCUUUCAUUUUGUUUCUGUUUUGUUUUUAAACAACUGCUUACCCCUUAAAUGCAUUUUUAUUUACUUUUACCACUGUCACAGAAACAUCCACAAAAUACCAGCUAGGUCAGGGGGUGGGGAAAACACACACAAAAAGGCAAACCCAUGUCAGGGCGAUAAUGGUUUAAAUGUGCCAUUUCCCAGGUUGAUGUUGCCACACUUUGUAGAGUUUAGCAACACAGUAUGCUGAGUCAGCGUAGGAAUCCUCACUAAAGCAGAAGUAGUUCCGUUCAAAGUGCCAAUGAUAGAGUCAACAGGAAGAUUAAUGUUGGAAACACAAUCAGGUGUGGAUUGGUGCUACUUUAAACAAAAGGUCCCCCUGUGGUCUUUUGUUCAAUAUUGUACAAUGUAGAACUCUGUCCAACGCUAAUUUAUUUUGUCCUGAGUUUUACUACGAGAUGAGACUGUGGAUCCCGCAUGCCUGAAUUCACUAAAGCCUAGGGUCUGUAAGCCACGCUGCUCUUCUGAGACUUCCAUUCCUUUCUGAUUGGCACACGUGCAGCUCAUGACAGUCCAUAGGAUAAUAAUGAGUGUGGAUUUCCACUCUUUUCAGUUUCUUCAUGUUAAAGUGAAAGAUUUAGACACUACAUAAAAUUGGUAAAGGACAUUUUCUUGAGAGUUAUAACUAUAUGUAAACAUUGUAUAAUGAUAUGGAAUAAAAUGCACAUUGUAGGACAUUUUCUAAA